Molecule: messenger RNA, 4961 nt
Organism: Drosophila serrata
Lineage: Eukaryota; Metazoa; Arthropoda; Insecta; Diptera; Drosophilidae
Cellular component (GO): cytoplasmic vesicle membrane
Source: RefSeq, a predicted model, not a curated record
GAGCACCAUGUGGUGGCUUUCUUCCUCUUUCACACCCACUUCCACUUCCUCUGCCUCUCCCGCUCUCCUCUGUCGCACGCUGCAUUGGAUCCUGCCCUGCUUCUUCCUCUUCUUUCUGGCCCUGCUGCCUGCAAACGUGACGGCUAGAUUUUGCGAGGGCUGCAGCCAAGGAUGCUGCACACAGGGCUGCUGUCCGCCGUAUCAGGGCGGACCACGGCCCCUACCGCCGCCCUCGGAGCAUGUCCUCAAUCUGUUCUUUAUCAGCCAUUGGUUUUUUUGGUGUGUGGUUGUGGCCAUCAUACUGGCCAUCCUAUGUGCCUACUCGCUGUGGAAGAAGCGGCGAACUUUAUGUGGCUGGGGAUUCAACGAGCAUCACACCCAAUCUGAAGGCGACUCCGCUGGAUCCUGCUAUGCGCCUCCACAGUAUAGUCGCUGCAACUCGUUCCAUCAUCCACCGCCGCCUUACACGGAGGUGACCUCCAAACCCGAUCUAUAUCCACUCGUCUUCACCUGCAAUAGCGACACGGGCAAUGGGAAAGGCAACGGCAACGGUAGCUCCAGUUACCUGAUGGUUCAGUAUUUCCGCAACUACAUCGUCCGGCCGGCGGUGGGCGGAUCCCUGAGCGCAGCUAGCACCGUCGACUCUCUAAGCUCCAGUUUUAUUUGCAAUACGAAUGAAGCGAACACCUUGGUGCCCCCGCCGUACUCCCGGGCAGCCAGUCCGGAACUAGGAUUGCAUCAUUAUGUGGCACAUGCCCAUGCCCACGGAGGACAUGGCGCCGGUGCCAGCCAUCUGCGAUCCAUUGAGCAAACAGCUGCCGCUCAGCAGGUGCAAACGGCUCCCGUGCAUCAUUAUGGCCUGCCAAGGUCAGCGUCCCAGCUGGUGGAGCCAGAUUCCUACCAGCCGAGAAUAAUGCCCGUCCAGGCGCAACACUAUGCCACCGUGGCCCUGGGCAGUGCUCCCGGCGGAGGAGCUCUCUACAGCACCCGGCUGCACGCCUCCCAUGAGGAGGGAAUGAGCGUGGGAGUCGGCUACCUCCAAUCCCAGAGCGAUCAGCACUUCCGCUACAUGGCGAACAGCAGUAGUAGCCUGAGCGACAUCUUCGUGAACAACAGCUGUGUGGCGGGCAUAUUGCCUGAAAGCGCUGGUGCUGGCAUUGGAGGUGGAGCAGGAGGUGUCUCUCAGAGCGCAGAGAGUGGAGCAGCCACCCAGGCUGCCUCCCUCAGCAGCCUAGCCAUGGGAGGAAUGGGUGCAGGUGGAACGGGAGCCUCUGGAGGAUCUGGCACGCCGGUUAUUUAUAGCAACGGGUGCAUUCAACCCAAUCCCCUGCAUAGCCUGGAGAAUUGCUGUCAGCCGUCGGCUCAGGCCUCAGGAGUCAGCAGCUUGGCCAACAUCGGGACACCUGGAUCACCGCCGCAAGCCACAAGCCCCACGGGCGAAGUUCGCGAGAUACUCGACCAGAUUCGUCAGCUCCAGGCGGGUGUAAGCUACGAACAGCUCCUGUUGGGCGGAACUGGGGCCAAGCCACGGCUUCAACACACGCUAUCGACGCCUUCGAACUCGCAGCAGGUACUCCAGCCCAUCCUGACCACUUCAGUAUCCAUCUCUGGCGGCGGCAGCGGUGGAACCGGCCUCAGCAGCGGGCGAAGUAAAAAGUUUUUUGGCUCCGGAAGCAAGUCACAGCCCAACAAGGCUUUAUACAUACCCAUGGCGGCCAUUGGAUCAGGAUCGGGUUCCGGUGGAGCGCAGCGUUGCGUGCUUAAAAGUCCGGUGAGUAGCGUUGUUAGCGGAGCUAGCUUUUUUGUUAACCGGGGACGAGUGGCCCGAAAGGGUUGGAUCACUCGGUCGGCGCCCACGACACCCGGCAGCGCACUGCCCCAUCGACUUGGAGAUGAUAGUCCAUUGCUGCUAAACGAGCACGAUGAGGAUGCCAUCGAUGAUAAUGACGAGGACGACGAAGAAGAGGAGGAGCACCAACAGAAUCGGAAUCAUGUGCAUCAGGAUACCGACAGCGAAACGGAGGCGGAGGCGAGGAAUCAUCAUCGCCAGCAGCAUCGUCACCAUCGAGGGCAUCGCAGCCAUCGUCGUGGGCAGCUUGAAUAAUAGUGGGCGUGGUCACAGCGUUCGCCAGUGUCAUUUAGUAGUUGUUGUUGUAGCUCAAGGUUCUCCCCUAGGAUUAAGCUUUUAAACGAAGGCAGGGGCAGCACGCCUAGGCUGAGGGAACGGCAAGUCGGUUAGCUUUAGGUUAUGAAAUUUAGUAAGCGUUCUGGGAAAUGGAAAGCAGUUUACAAAAAUUUGCAUUAAAUAACUUAUCCUGAGCCGGUCUGGGGACUAGGACUUAACCAAAGGCGUUAUAAUAAGAAGAUGCAUAACGUCCAUAUAUUUAAAAUACCAUAUGCAGAAAUUUUGUAUGCAAGCGGCACAUUGCCUUUCGCUAGCACAAAAUCGUAGAACGUUAAUCAUUUUGUUAUUAUAAGGUCUUUUACUAGACCCACUAAGACGCCCGUAGAGACUGGAGAAUUGAACUGUUGCAAAUCUGGCAAACAGGAUUAAUCGAUGCUGCAGGAAUUUCCACAUUAAAAUCUUAAAUGUUAUUUAAUUUAUGUAUACUACUAUACUAUACUUAACUUGAAUAGUUUUUGAAAAGUCGCAACACCAGAAUUAUAUCAUUAUUUUAACAAUCAGUAUUAUUAACAAAGCUUACUACAAGUAUAUCAUUUUUUAAUCAUAUUAUUAUAGUUGCAAGAAGGAAAUGUCUGUUUUUUGAGCUUCCAUGAAUAGAUAAAGAAUUGAAAUUUAAAAAUCCCUUUCAUUAGCUAUUAAAAAAAAACAAAAAAAGCAGAUUUACAUUUUGUAUACUAUGUAAAAACGAAGGAAGGUGGAAGGUUUCAUUAAUUAAUUGAAAAUAACAAUGUUUAUUCCAAACUUUUCUUAAAGUAAGAUUUUUCAAAUGUCGACCGAUGUUCAAACCGAUAUAUUCUAUUCGAAAGACGGUGCCAGAUUAACUUGCAUUAUUAUUUGAAGGCCUUUCUUGUGUUGCACUUGGAAGAUUUUAACAAGAGACAGAUUUCAAAUUGCACAAAUGAUUUAAAUCGACAUAGAGUAUGUAUGUAUGUGCGUGGUAAUAUAACUUAAUUAUAAUAUUGAACACAAGAAAACCAAAGGAGCAAAUGGAUUCAAAAGUGUUUGUCGCCUAGAUGGAGAUUUUAUAAGUAGGAAUAAAUUGUAAGAAUUCAAUCUAACACGAAUAAUCCAAAGAGAACUAAAAGCAAAGGCAAUGUAAAAUUAAGAUGCGUAACGUGGCUAUUUAACAAAAUUUUAAGAUAACUUCAAAUCAGAUUGUAUGGCGUUACGCGUCUUAUUUGUUUAUAUUGUUUUUGCUGGAACAUUCAAAGUACAGAUACAGCUUAAGAAGAUAUGUGAAAUAUGCAAAACUGUGCAGGCAUUCGGUUGAAAAUUAAGAGAAAAAUUUAAAUUAAAGAAUCGAAAAACAGUGAAAAUACCAAAAAUGAGACUAAGGGAACAAAAUCCCGGAGAUAAGGAUGUGAAAAAAAUGGAAAGCGAAGGAAGCGAUUGAAUGCAACAGUGCCUUUCAACUAAAUUAAAACAAGACAACCACAAAAAGGGAGCCAGACUCAAAAUUAACACAAGCUUAAAGUCCACAUACAUAGAUGGUAAAGGAACAGGAAACGGAAUCGAAACCAGAACUGGAACCAUAACCGGAAACAGAACUGCAAGAGGAAGGCCAACAAACCAAUCCGCAAAAAGACACGAAACAAUCCAAUGAAAAAGGCAAUAUUUAUAAAUCUGCUUAAGCAUUAGAUAUAUAUGAUAUAUGUGUACGAGUAUGUAUGAAUACGUGCGUGUGUGCAACAAUUACUUUAAGUGAAUUUUACAAUUCAUUGGCAUUUUUUGGUGCAUCAGUAACAGCUUCCUUAGACCAUUUCAUCUAUUUAACCUCUUAGUUCUUCUGGCUUAUUUCAACGCGAUUCAAGUUCGUCUAUCUGUGCUUCAAUACAUAUACAUAAAUAUACAACUAAACAAUUGAUUAAUUAAUUAUUUAGCACAGCAAAACUGAUAAACGAAAACUGAACACUGAAUACUGAGCAGAGUCGUGAAGGCGAAAAUCUCCAAAAAGCAAGUGAAUUGUUGUUAAUGUGGGAAACGAAAACCAAAAUAAAUUUGAAGAAAAUCCACAAACAAAUUAAGAAUACAAAAAAGAAGAAAGAAAUAACUAAGAGCCCAUUUAAAGUCAAAUAUACAAAGAUGGAAAAUACAACAAUAAAUAAAAGAAUGAAAUCAACACAAGUGUCUUUUUGUAAAGCAAAAUGGGAUAACUUUUUUGCAUAAUUAUGAUCAGAUAUGCUCGUUCUAGAAUUUGUAGAUCUAAAAUAUAUCUACUUACUACUACGGCGAACUUAAAGAUAUUUCUAGAUAACAUGUUCUAACUUAAACCACAACCAAUGACCAAUGAGUUACCCCUUUGAUACCAAUCGUACCACCUGCCAACACAUUGAUAAAAUGUUGUGCCAAAAAUAAAAUAAAUUUGUUUUCAUUAUAUUUUUUUCAAGAUAGCAAAGCUGGCAACGCAAAAGUUUGCAUACAAACUGCCAUAAUAUUGUAUUGGGCAAGGGCUCACCGAUCUAAUCAGUUUCAAACGUCUUGAACUUUGAAACGGUAAGAUUUGUGAAAGCUCUUAACAGGCCAAGUAAAGAACGCCUUUAUCGAGAGUGUCCCAACUAUACAAUACCCGUUCCUCAGGUCAUUGCCUACUUAUGCUUCCUAUUACUAUCGUUUUAUGAUAGAAUUUCUGUACCAUAGGAAAGAAUAGGAAAAUACAUACAUACCUUAAAAAGUGCACGGUAUAUAUAGAAUAAAUCCUAAUCUUAAGACAAUAGUAAUUCCUGGCAAUAAUCUCACAUCAACUGCGAAAUAAAACGAUAAGCAAGCAGUGGCGGAG